Messenger RNA from Leptinotarsa decemlineata (Colorado potato beetle), 1011 nucleotides. RefSeq lists its product as uncharacterized. The record is from RefSeq and is a predicted model, not a curated record. Lineage: Eukaryota; Metazoa; Arthropoda; Insecta; Coleoptera; Chrysomelidae.
CAGUGUCACUAUAUUUGUCAUGUGCCUAUGAAAUGAAGAAUCUCGACCCAGCUAAUGAAAUUACAAAUUAUGUAAACGAAACCCCUUAUAAUAUUGAUGACUGGGUGAGAGAUCUUCAAUUGGAAACGUGUGCUUUAGUAGCCAUCGGUCUCAAAUAUUUUGCAAUAUUUCUUGAAGACGUUGCGAAUUCUGAUAGCACCAAUAAAAGAUCAAAGAACUAUUUCCUAGGAAUAUGUCAACAGAACAUUUUAGAGAAAUGGACGUUUUGCUCCGAACAACUUUCGAAAAAAAAGAAACAUAAAUGUAAAUUCAAAUUGGGAACGGAUAGGUAUCAAGGAAGAGUUCAUAGGAGAUUUUGUGAUGUUAGGAUUAUGAUAGGCAACAAAGAUUGUUCAUGUGAACAAACCAUUUUUGGAGAUGAAAUGUAUAAGGUUCGAGGUUUCCCAACUUGUUACAUUUCGCCGUUACCGAGUACAUUAUGCAAAUAUAACGUUUGUGGAGUUUCCCAAUGCACAGCGAAGUCGGUGGAAAACACGGUGCACACGGUGGAAUGUGAUUCGAAGUGCAGAGGCGGAAACCCGUUGUGAUCCAGAUUCAGGAAACUGCACAUGCCGGACAUUUGAAGAACAGGGAGUAUUGAAAGUGGAGAGAAUCAUUCAUCAGAAUACUGAAGGAGUCCAUUACAGUCAAAAAACUGGAGGAAACAUAAGACAUAUUGUUCGAUACAAAAAAGAUGUAGAUGAUGACGACAUAGAGGAUGACAAUGGAGGUGAAGAUGAUAUAGACGAAGACAUAAUACUGGAGGAUAUAAAAGAAAAAGAAGAAGAACCAACUGCAACUAUCAACGACCUCGACAAAGAUGAAAUGUUAGAUGAAUUCAAUAAAGAGACAGAGAAAGAGCUGAAAAUUAUAUCCAAGAACAAUACUGUGGAUAGGCCAAUGAAUAGAAAUGGAUACUCACACAAUCAUAUUGGACUAAAACAGUUAUCAAUACUAACUUAUGUAUUGUGA